Alosa alosa (allis shad) is the source of this 1053-nucleotide messenger RNA. It is a transcript of the gene get4, whose product is annotated as guided entry of tail-anchored proteins factor 4. NCBI's taxonomy places the organism in Eukaryota, Metazoa, Chordata, Actinopteri, Clupeiformes, Clupeidae. The record is from RefSeq and is a predicted model, not a curated record. Gene Ontology annotation, molecular function: protein binding. Gene Ontology annotation, cellular component: BAT3 complex; cytosol. Gene Ontology annotation, biological process: protein insertion into ER membrane.
ACGCAUUUUUUCUCUCUUCAAGACCCUCCAGCUGAAUUGAGAAGCUAGUUAGCCAGGGCUGGGACAACAAUGAUGUCGGAGCAGGAGGCUCUGAAGUGCUCCAGCGCAAGAAACCGUGGAGGGGUACAGAGAGUUGAGGGUAAACUCCGCGCUAGCGUGGAGAAAGGGGACUAUUAUGAAGCUCAUCAAAUGUAUCGGACGUUAUUCUUUAGGUAUAUGUCACAGUCAAAGCAUGCGGAAGCUCGAGAGCUCAUGUGUAACGGAGCGUUGUUGUUCUUCAGUCAUAAUCAGCAAAACAGUGCUGCAGACCUGUCUAUGCUAGUGCUGGAGUCUCUGGAAAAAUCAGAAGCAGAAGUAGAAGAUGACAUCCUAGAGCAUCUGGUGAAGCUGUUCAGCCUGAUGGACCCCAAGUCUCCAGAGAGGGUGGCGUUUGUGUCCCGGGCGCUCAAGUGGUCCACGGGGGGGCCAGGCAAACUGGGCAACCCCAAACUACACCAGCUACUCGCCCUCACACUAUGGAAAGAACAAAACUACAGUGAGUCCCGGUACCACUUCCUCCACUCCUGUGAUGGGGAGGGCUGUGCCCUCAUGCUGGUGGAGUACUCCGCAACUAUGGGCUACCGCAGCGAAGUGGACAUGUUCGUCGCCCAGGCCGUGCUCCAGUUCCUGUGCCUGAAGAACAAGACCAGUGCGUCGGUGGUGUUUAGCACGUACACACAGAAGCACCCGUCCAUCGAGACUGGGCCGCCCUUCGUCCAGCCACUCCUCAACUUCCUCUGGUUCCUCCUCCUCGCCGUGGAUGGGGGGAAGCUAACAGUCUUCACAGUGUUGUGUGAGCAGUAUCAACCGUCUCUGAAGAGGGACCCCAUGUAUAACGAGUAUCUGGACAGAAUAGGGCAGCUGUUCUUCGGCGUGCCCCCCAAACAGUCAUCAUCAUAUGGAGGUUUGCUAGGGAACCUGCUGAACAGCCUGAUGGGCUCUGGUGAGGAGGAGGAGGGGGAGGAAGCACAUGAGGGCAGCAGCCCGGCCGAGCUGGACUGGCUGGCGUCUUGA